Trichoderma atroviride IMI 206040 is the source of this 741-nucleotide messenger RNA. RefSeq lists its product as uncharacterized. The record is from RefSeq and is a predicted model, not a curated record. Lineage: Eukaryota; Fungi; Ascomycota; Sordariomycetes; Hypocreales; Hypocreaceae.
AUGGCUCGCUUGUCUUACAUCUCGCUACUUGGCCUCGCCAGCUCCGUUCUUGCUGCUCCUCAGCCGGCAUUGACCGGAACUGAAGGCACGAUUGCUUCAACUGUUCGAAUUGCUGGUCCUACAGCUGCUCCUAACAUUCACGGUCUCGACAUUGCCGCCGCUCCUCAGUUCUUGACCAUCACCGUCAUUAACAGCCAUGGUGAUGCCAUCUCAACCUCGCACGCUCACGACCCCAACGGACCUUCUGCCGUGUCGGGCAAUGUAGGUCCCGGCACUAUGGCCAAUGGUGCUACUGCUGCUUUUGCCGUCCCAACUGGCUGGAUUGGUAAUGUCGCCAUCAACGACGCCGGCUGGGCCAUUACUGGCGAUGAUUCCCUGAUUGAGGGUAACUUUGUUGUUCCUCAGGGGUCUACUGACGCAGUGGCCGAUGUGGACAUCUCUUACGUUAACGGUUUCUCCGUUGCCAUUGUUUGCUCUUGCAACGGACAAGUCGUCACUGGUUGCAACAAGAACUUGUUCAACCUCAACUCCUGCGGCAACAAUGACGGACAAAACGCUUGCGUUAACCCGCUCCGAAGCGAUGAAGGAGCCACCUCUGCUGCGCCCUUCUUCGCCCCCUGCCAGCACGCUGCCUGGACGUAUGUCAACGAUGGCGCUGCCAACUCUUUUGGACAGUGCCAGUCUGGUCAAAUCACCUGCUGCGUCGGAGCUGCUUGCCCGCCUAACCCUAGACAGCCAUAA